Manis pentadactyla (Chinese pangolin) is the source of this 3044-nucleotide messenger RNA. It is a transcript of the gene SLCO1C1, whose product is annotated as solute carrier organic anion transporter family member 1C1. Gene Ontology annotation, molecular function: bile acid transmembrane transporter activity; protein binding. The coding region runs from base 279 to 2408 and encodes 709 amino acids. The record is from RefSeq and is a predicted model, not a curated record. Gene Ontology annotation, biological process: bile acid and bile salt transport; transmembrane transport; sodium-independent organic anion transport. Gene Ontology annotation, cellular component: membrane. NCBI's taxonomy places the organism in Eukaryota, Metazoa, Chordata, Mammalia, Pholidota, Manidae. The transcript has 15 exons.
CUGCAGACUGCCAGAGGAAAGAGGCCAGGAGGAAAAGGGAAAGAGAAGAGGUUGCCCAGGCGUGAUGAGACCAUGCCCUUCAUCUUUUCUUUCCCCUAAUCUGCUCUGUGUCCAUCCAGGCUCUGCCCCCCUGGCAGAACUGCUCAGACUGCUAUACAAACCGUCCCAGUUUCCUCUUUCGAGCCUCGGAGUGUGGCGCAGCCCCUUGCCGAGCUCAUUGAGAGGACUUGGCUGUCUUUGAAUCCACCUCCAGAUCAGAGUCAAGGAAUAUUUUCAUAAUGGACACUUCAUCCAAAGAAAAUAUCCAGUUAUUCUGCAAAAGUUCAGUGCAACCUGUUGGGAGGCCUUCCUUCAAAGCAAAAUAUUCCUCCUCAGAGAAACAACAGUGCUGUAGUGAACUAAAGCUGUUUUUAGGUGCCUUGUCCUUUGUUUUCUUUGCCAAAGCUCUGGCAGAAGGCUACCUGAAGAGCACCAUCACUCAAAUAGAGAGAAGGUUUGAGAUCUCCUCUUCACUGGUGGGAGCCAUUGAUGGUAGUUUUGAAAUUGGGAAUCUCUUAAUUAUAACAUUUGUUAGCUACUUUGGAGCCAGACUUCAUAGGCCAAAAAUAAUUGGAGCAGGGUGCCUACUCAUGGGAGUUGGAACAUUGCUGAUUGCAAUGCCUCAGUUCUUCAUGGAGCAGUACAGAUAUGAAAGGCAUUCUCUUCCAUCCAAUUCCACUCUCAGCACCUCUCCCUGUCUCCUGGAGGAAGACAGUCAAUUACCAGUCUCGGAAGAAUCACAAUCCCAAAAAAAUAAUGAAUGCAAAGUUGAUUCCAGCUCUUCCAUGUGGGUUUAUGUUUUCCUGGGGAACCUUCUUCGUGGAAUUGGAGAGACUCCCGUUCAGCCUCUGGGCAUCGCCUACCUUGAUGAUUUUGCCAGUGAAGACAAUGCGGCUUUCUAUAUUGGGUGUGUGCAGACUUUUGCAAUUAUCGGACCAAUCUUCGGCUUCCUGUUAGGCUCCUUCUGUGCCAACCUAUAUGUUGACAUUGGCUUUGUAAACCUAGAUCACAUAACCAUAACCCCAAAGGAUCCACAGUGGGUGGGUGCCUGGUGGCUUGGUUAUCUCAUAGCGGGAACUGUAAGUCUUCUUGCAGCCGUGCCUUUCUGGUAUUUACCAAAGAGUCUGCCGAGACCACAGAAUAAAGAAGAUUCCAACUCCUCCUCUGAGAAAUCCAAGUUUAUCAUGGGUGAUGGCACCAUCACCCAAACACCCCUUGGAGAAAAAGCGAAAAUAAUGGAAAUGGCAAGAGAUUUUCUUCCGUCUCUGAAGAACAUUUUUGGGAAUCCAGUGUACUUCUUAUAUUUGUGUGCAAGCACCAUUCAGUUCAAUUCUUUGUUUGGCAUGGUGACGUAUAAACCAAAGUACAUUGAGCAACAGUACGGGCAGUCAUCCGCUAAGGCCAACUUCGUUAUCGGGGUCAUCAACAUACCUGCAGUGGCCCUUGGAAUAUUCUCUGGGGGUAUAGUUAUGAAAAAAUUCAGAGUCAGUAUGUGUGGAGCUGCCAAACUCUACUUGGGAUCAUCUAUCCUGGGGUACCUCCUGUUCCUCUCCCUGUUUGCACUGGGCUGUGAAAAUUCUGAUGUGGCAGGAUUAACUAUUUCCUACCAAGGAACCAAACCUGUCUCUUAUCAUGAACGAGCUCUCUUUUCAGAUUGCAACGCAAGAUGCAAAUGUUCAGAGACAAAAUGGGAACCCAUGUGUGGUGCAAAUGGAAUCACAUAUGCUUCGGCUUGUCUUGCUGGCUGUCAAACCUCCACCAGGAAUGGAACAACUACUAUAUUUUAUAACUGCACCUGUGUGAAAAUUACAGCCUCAAGAUCAGAAAAUUCCUCAGGGCUCGUGGGCAGAUGUCAAAAAGAUAAUGGAUGUCCCAAAAUGUUUCUGUAUUUCCUUGUCCUUUCAGUCAUCACGUCCUAUACUUUAUCUCUAGGUGGUAUACCUGGAUACAUAUUGCUUCUGAGGUGCAUUAAGCCACAACUUAAGUCUUUCGCCCUGGGUAUCUACACCUUAGCAAUAAGAGUUCUUGCAGGAAUCCCAGCUCCUGUGUAUUUUGGAGUUUUGAUUGACACAUCAUGCCUCAAAUGGGGAUUUAAAAAAUGUGGAAGUAGAGGAUCCUGCAGAUUAUAUGAUUCAAAUGCUUUCAGACACAUAUAUCUGGGACUAACGAUGAUUCUGGGAACAAUCUCCAUUUUCCUAAGCACUGCAUUACUUUUCAGUUUAAAGAAAAAAUGUGUUUCAAAGCACAGAAGCUUCAGAACCAACAAAGAAAAAACAAAGGUGUCUAUAAAAAUUAGGAAGGAAAAUGGUCCUGCAAGUGAUUACUGGCUACAACCCAACUAUUGGCCGGGCAAGGAAACACAGCUGUAGGCAAAGGAUGACUUGAACCCAUGUUUCCUGCUCUCUGGAAAUUUUGCAGACAAGUACAUUUUAGUCGAAAGUGUUCAAAUGUGUAAGUUCUUUCUCCUUUCAAAAAAUGUCUACUUUGUUUUUGAUCCUAGGUAUUAGAUAAUGCACCUGGUAACUAUAAUUAAGCAUACUAUAGAGAAUGUUGAGAAUGAAAUUAAUCUUAAAUCUUUGAGUACACAUAGGAAUUCUUGCUAUUAUUACUCAUUCUGCUUAAUUUUGCCUUGUGCCCAUUGAUAUAUUAUUAGCUGUAUUCCUGGUAGAAUGAUUAUCCAUGUAAUAAUCUAAGUCUACAUGUAAAGUCAUUUCUAAACUGAGAUAUGUAUCUAGGGGAAGAGAAUACUGCUAAAAAUUAAAUCACACCUUGGCUAUCUUCAAAUAUGACCUUAAUGAUGAUGAUAAGAUGGUCAGAACAUGUAGAGGAAGAUUUCAUUUUAAGCUCCUUCCUUUUGGAAUAUAAUAAUUGAUAUAGAGGUGUAGAGUGACACUAAUCUUGGGGAAUAAGAAUUUUUGGAUUAUUAACUUUUCUGCCACUCAUUACACGUGCUUUAUGUGUGAUACGUUAAGUGAUCAUGGCAGUAAAAUAAUAAAAUUAAUAUU